AUGUCACCGAGGUUUUCAACUUACUUGUACCGGCCGCCGACUGACCCAAUUCAGCUUGUUGUUGUUGUUGCAUUCAACGUCUUUUGCCAAAUACUACUUAUUUUCCUCCACAAGUUUCAAGCAGUGGUCCGAUGGACCAUGGGACUCACUGUCCUUCUAUGCCUGAUCUACUUGAUUCUUUUCCUCAUCCAACGAAUGCCCCUUUGGCUGUUUUGGGAGGGCUGGAAGGACAAGACUCCCCGCGGUGUAAUCGUCGAUGGCAAUGCCAUGGGAAUCUCUCACGGGACACUGAACGUCGCAUUGGACAUCUGGAUGCUUAUCCUCCCUUUGAGCCAACGCUUAAAAUCGGGGGUCAAAUUCAAUAAAAAGGUUGGCGUUGUUGCCAUGUUUAGCUCUCACCACAGUCAGUACGAUUCGGAUUCCAAGUCUCUUGGUCUUUUCAGCAUCGUGGAACGUGACCGAUCGGUCCCUGAGGACCACCUAGUAAACUGGGACUAA
Messenger RNA from Fusarium vanettenii 77-13-4, 498 nucleotides. RefSeq lists its product as uncharacterized. The record is from RefSeq and is a predicted model, not a curated record. NCBI's taxonomy places the organism in Eukaryota, Fungi, Ascomycota, Sordariomycetes, Hypocreales, Nectriaceae. The transcript is spliced from 6 exons. The coding region runs from base 1 to 498 and encodes 165 amino acids.